Molecule: messenger RNA, 1401 nt
Organism: Brugia malayi
Lineage: Eukaryota; Metazoa; Nematoda; Chromadorea; Rhabditida; Onchocercidae
Exons: 9
Coding region: 1-1401 (466 amino acids)
Molecular function (GO): uridylyltransferase activity
Source: RefSeq, a predicted model, not a curated record
AUGCGUGAAGACCGAUCAAAGGCAAUGGCCAUUUUUGGCAAACAUGACUAUCUGCUACGUUUCUGGAAUGACCUUACACCAGAGGAGCGACAGCAGUUAGUGGAUCAAUUUACUUUGUAUAAUAUGCACGAAAUAGACAAAGCGUUCAAGGAAUCUGCACUUCCAGUGAAGUUGGAAGGCUUGGAACCAAUCAGUGAAGAUCACUACUUUGUUCCAAAUGAUAUUGACGAAAAUAUCAUGAAGGAAUACUGGAAUACAGGUUUGGAAGCAAUAGCAAAGGGACAAGUUGCUGCUGUGGUUCUGGCAGGCGGUCAAGCAACACGGCUCGGAUCAGUUGAACCUAAGGGUACCCUUUCCUUGGGAUUCACCGAUUGCGACAUAACUGAUUCACUUUUCGCCUUGCAAGCGGCUCGUAUUUCACGUUUGCAAGACCUUGCUCGAGCGGCAUUCCCGAAUUCAGACCCAAAGAUCUGGUGGGUUGUGUUGACGAGUUCGGCUACCGCAGAGGGAACACUGAAGCAUCUCCGUGAUGUGCUUCCAGUAGCUAGUAUUGAUGCAGGACAGCUUAUAGUACUUUCACAACGAUCAAUUCCAUGCUAUGACAUAAAUGGUGGCUUAUUUCUAUCUUCAAAGAGCAGUUUCGAGGUUUCUCCAAAUGGAAAUGGUGGCCUUUAUGAAUGCUUGGAAGCUCAUUGCACUUCCUCUAUAAAUAAUCAAAUCAAAUAUUUUCAUGUUUAUGGUGUUGACAACGUUUUGUGUCGUGUGGCAGAUCCGCACUUUAUUGGAUAUUGUAUCAAGAAAAAUGUAGAUUGUGCCGCAAAAGUUGUGGAAAAAACUGAUCCAUUUGAACGAGUUGGUGUAAUAUGUCAAACAUCAGAUGGUGUUCAAGUUGUUGAAUAUUCGGAUCUACCCCUGGAACUAGCUGCUGCUCGAGAUGAUUCAGGACGCCUCAAAUUUCGCUCAGGAAAUAUUGCAAGUCAUUUCUUCACUUGCGACUUUGUUCACGCAGCAGCCAAUUUUAAAUUACCUCUUCAUCGUGCCUUCAAAAAAAUCCCGUUCAUUGAUCGAAUGACUGGAAUCUCAGUGAAACCAGAAACAGAAAAUGGUUAUAAACUCGAGUUUUUCAUUUUCGAUGCUUUCAAAUGUGCUAAAAAUUUCCAUGUAUGGGAAGUUAAACGUUCAGAAGAAUUCAGUCCUUUAAAAAAUUCAGAAAAUAUAGGAAAAGACUGUAUGAGCACUUGCCGCCGUGAUUAUUACGCUGAAUGCAAGCGUUGGCUUAUAAAAGCCAAUGUACCGAUUUGCGUCGAUCGUCCCAUUUUCAUUCAUCCCCUCUAUUCUUAUUCUGGAGAGGGGUUGGAAGAAUAUCGUGAAAAAGGCAUAGCUGAUGAUUUGCUUCCAUAG